UCUGAGCCGCAAAUGUCUGUCUUACUUCAACUUUGGUUCUGAUCCAGAUGUCUCAUCCCUUCCCAGCGGGGGAGAACGUCAUAGCAGGGAUAUGCUGUCACAAGUACUCAUCUUACCUGGUGUGUAUUGCAUGCUGAUCUCCAUGGUUUUGAAGGUAUUUUCUACACGAGAAUUGCUUGGGCUUUUUCUAAUGUGUUCCAUAUUGUUCCAUGCACAAUAUGUCAUUUAUUGUUCAACCAUUAAAUAUAUAAUUUGCUAUCUUGAAAUCUUUGCACUGUUGAAGAGUUUACAUUGGUAGAGCAAUACCUUUUCUCCAUCGGACAUCAAACGGAAGGCUCUAUCAUCCUCAGUAAUCAAACCAAUCAAACUGUAUGUACACCACAUAUACAAUACGCAGGUUAUUUAGCCUUUUAUUUGUGAAGGCUGUAUGAAUAUUUGCUGUCUGUUUUAUAUGUCAAAGACCAGGUGCUUGUUCCAAUUGCGGCUUACUAUUCCAGUGUCGUCAUACCGUCUACACCACGGCUUUAUCCAAGUCAUCCUGCGGCAGAUUGAUUGACUUUUAAUCUUGUAUCAGAUUUUAAACGGCAAAUAAAGUGGAUUUAGUAUUUGUAUACUAUGUGACAAAGGAGGUUUUAUGAUUUAUUAUUUUAUUUGCAUUUUAAAUUGCCUAAAUGCAUUGUCUUUUUUUUGUGGCUUGUGGUUAUUUUAUUUUAUUUUUACUGUUGGAAUGAGCUGUUUCAGGCUAAAAAAAAAAAAAAAAAGAGCAGGUGUUUUGCAUUGUGGGAUUGCAUUUAAUCACAGUGACCGUGGACAAGCUGAUGAAGACCAUGGCUCAGUGUGACAGCGCAGAUGAAGCCGGCAGUGCAAACAUGAUCACCGAGCUUAUCUCCUACUUUGAAAACCCCCAUCCAGGGGACAGCCACACGCCGGUGGGGGGCUCCGGCGCAGAGGGACCGGGAAGCGACCCUGUGAACCAUCCUCCUCUAGACAUUUCAUCAGCCAUCAGAUCAGUCACUGCGACGGGGACGUGGAGUUUUGGGAAGAUGCACGCUCUGCCGAAGUUGUUCUCCGUUCCUUCACACAGGGAGGAUGACUCUCAUUCACCUCAGCUGACCAAUCAGGAUACAAGAGAAGAGCCAGACAAUGUGGAGGAAGAGGAAGUGCCGAGUGUGUCCUUCAAAUCAAAGUACAUUCACAUCUUCCCCCUCUAUCAGGACUACUGUCUGCAGGAGGUCAAAGAGGACCUCCAGCGACUCAACACCAAGACCUCCCUGUCAGAGCUGGUCAGCCCCCAGUACCUGCGGGGUCUGCAGUCCCGUCUGAGCCCCCAACAGAGCUCACCCAAGCUGUUGUCUACUCCACCGCCGCCACCUCCUGAUGGCCAUGUGAUCCGAGUGGCACCGUGCACCUUGUGGCAGGACCUGGAGGAGGUGAAGGCAGGUGGUCUGCUGGGCCGCCUGACCCCUGGACAGAUUCGCCUUCAAGAGUGUAUGUUUGAGUUGAUCGGCUCAGAGGCAUCUUACCUGAGGAGCCUGGGCGUCGCCGUGGAUCAUUUCUGUGUGUCCAAGGCCCUCAAACGCACCUUGACCCCGAUGGAGCAUCACAUCUUGUUCUCCAACAUCCGGCACGUGAAGGCAGCCAGUGAGAAGUUUCUCAUGGACCUGGAGGUGCGCCUGGGGGAGAGCGUGUUCAUGUCUCACCUGGGGGACGUCGUGCUGGAGCACAGCCCGGCCUUUCGUACGCACUAUGUUCCCUACGUGACCAACAUGAUGUACCAGGAUGCUCUCGUUAACAGGCUGCUGCAGCACAACCGAGACUUUGUGUCGUGUCUCAAGCAGCUGGAAGGCGAGCCGGUGUGCCAAAGACAAAGUCUUAAGUCUUUCCUCGUCCUUCCCUUCCAAAGAAUCACUCGCAUGAAACUCAUUCUGGAGAGUAUCCUUAAACGGACGGAAGCAGAGUCUGAAAGUGUGUCCUAUCUUGAAAAAGCAAAGCAGGCCAUCCAUGAGAUAGUGAGGGAGUGCAACGAGGGUGUCCACAAAAUGAAGCUAAUCGAGCAACUGGUCUCCUUGGAGAUGCAGCUGGAUUUUGGCAAACUGAAGGCGGUUUCUCUGGUAGUGAGCGGCCGUUUUUUGGUGCACGAGGGUCCCUUGAGCCGGCUGACUGUGGAGAGUGGCUCUAGCACGAGAACAUCCCUCACUGGUGCCCACCUUCAUCUCUUCAAUGACCUUUUGAUCAUCUCCUCCAAAAAAGACCAGCACUUCCUGGUGGAGGACCACGCAGAGUUCCCCACACACGUGCACGCCACACCGUUGAAGACAGAAGCCCUGGGUUUGCCGCCGGAGGCCUUCCUGCUACGUCUCUCGCGGACGCACACCGGACGCCCGAGCGCCUUGAUACUGGUGGCACACAGCAGGUCAGACAAGGAGCAGUGGAUGAAGGUGCUGGUGCCGUCCACGCAAUGACAAACAUUUUAAUAAUCAUAAUUUUACCUUUUUUUUUUUUCUUUUCAAGUUGUACAUUUGCUAUUGACUUGUCACUUUCCACAUGCACGGUGGUAACACUUAAUAUUCUCACACGUUCAACACACAAUCACGAGUGAAACUAACUUUACCAUUUGAAUUAAAGCACAUUUCUUAAUAGCAGUU
Molecule: messenger RNA, 2645 nt
Organism: Doryrhamphus excisus (bluestripe pipefish)
Lineage: Eukaryota; Metazoa; Chordata; Actinopteri; Syngnathiformes; Syngnathidae
Product: rho guanine nucleotide exchange factor 19
Biological process (GO): activation of GTPase activity
Cellular component (GO): nucleus; cytoplasm
Molecular function (GO): guanyl-nucleotide exchange factor activity
Source: RefSeq, a predicted model, not a curated record